AUGACUACCACCCAACAUGGUACUACUAUGGGCCGCCGUGUCACAUCCGAACCAUCUCCUCCACCGGUGACGUCUGCGUUCGAAAAACUUACCACAACCACGGUUAGAGUCCAACCACCUACACUUCUGACCGCAGAAGCGGAACCCGAACCAGCAAUUACCGUACCUGAACCGGCCUUCACUGAAAAUACUCCUACGGUAACCACCACAAAGUCCUCCAGAAUCCAGAAUAGAACAUCAACAACGAGUAGCACAACAGUUACAUUUGGCACUUUGCCGACUGAAACAGAAGAGCCAGAAGAGGAGGAAGAGCAUGUCGUAGUGAAAGGACGUCCAACAAACUUUGGCGAUCAGAACAUGAUGAAAGCGGACAUUGAUAAGGACAUGUUAGAAGGUGCUUUUACGGAAGAUGUUAUGGUCGCUACGACGAUUCUUACAACUACAACGGAAGUUCCGACUUUACCUGCACGACUUCCCGAAGACUUCGAAAGUACGACGGUGUUGCCGCCAGAACCACCUGUUGCUCCGACAGGAGUAGAACCCUCAAGUAUGGAAGCGAGCGAAGCUGAUGAGACGAGUUCCACGACCACUACGGAAGUUCCGACUCUGCCUGCUAGACUUCCGGAGGACUUCGAGAGCACGGCAGUGUCUCCAGCUGAGCUUCCCAUUAUUCCUACAAAGACGGAACCUUCAAGCGUGGAAACAAUCGAAGGCGAUGUGUUCCCAGAAGAAGUGAUUUCGACAACCACGGAACCGCCACCAUUCGAAAUAUCUCCAGGAGUACUGGAACCAGAAGAUGUCAUGCAUCGUCAACCAUCUGUACCGGAAACUACGACGCAAGUGAUAACGGUAUGUGAUGCUUCUUUACUUCCCUUAGUGGUCAUUAUGUGCAUUUUUUAA
This is a messenger RNA of Cylicostephanus goldi, 900 nucleotides long. Lineage: Eukaryota; Metazoa; Nematoda; Chromadorea; Rhabditida; Strongylidae. The record is from the annotation of a GenBank genome assembly.